This is a messenger RNA of Trypanosoma brucei brucei TREU927, 669 nucleotides long. RefSeq lists its product as hypothetical. The transcript has a single exon. The record is from RefSeq and is a predicted model, not a curated record. Lineage: Eukaryota; Euglenozoa; Kinetoplastea; Trypanosomatida; Trypanosomatidae. Bases 1 to 669 code for a protein of 222 amino acids.
AUGACUCAGCAGCAACCCCCUACAUAUCAGCAAGUUGUCGGAAUAGUGGAAAGUUUUGGAGUAGAAGCAAAUGCGACAAUAGAACAAUACCUCAGAAAAUCACAAAGCAGCGGGUGGCAGACACUAAUUCUCAACACCUGUACGACACUAACAAAUAUUAGGCGGAUACAUGAAAUUACUACACUACAACAAUUACAGUUGAUAAAUUGCCAAGGUAUUACUGAUAUCAGUGUCCUGAGGGAUUUCAGGAAUUUGAUAGCACUUGAUAUUUCCUAUUGCAAUAAUAUUCGUGUUUUUAAUGUUCUGAAAGGUUGCAUGAAGUUGAAGUUAGUUAAUGUUUCUUGUUUGGGCGUUCAAGAUGCGAGCUUUUUUGGUGGCAUUACUUCACUUAUGGCUGUGAAGCUUCGUUAUUGUGGUCAUUUAGGUGAUACGUCUGCACUUAGGGGAAUGAGUCAACUGAGGGCGUUCGACGUCACAGAUUGUUAUAAUACUAGUGUGGAUACAGAUUUUUUAAAAACUCUUCCGUCAUUGGAUACAAUCCAUAUGUCUGAGAAUUGUGUUGAUGAUGCGAUUCUUUGUGAAGUUAGAGGAAGAGGGGUGAACGUAAAAGAGGUGGAGUUGCCUUUGAAGGGGAUGGGGCCCAAGCAACUUGGUGAAAAAAUAGCUUAA